GGACCCACUCUUCUCGAUGACGCGGCGUGCGUUUCCGCUUCUGGAAUCCAGUUCUUUGCUUUGCCCUUCCUCCGCCCCCUUCCUCCCCCCGCGCUGCCUGCCGUAGGUACGGGAAGGGAAAAAAGUCGGCGCCAAAUCUCCGCAUCCAUUCGCACGCCGCGAUUCUUGUGCGCGAUCCGCCGCGCGAUGAUGAUCCCGUGGGGCGGCGUGGGGUGUUGCCUCAGCGCUGCGGCGCUGUAUCUCCUCGGGAGGAGCAGCGGAAGGGAUGCGGAGGUGCUGCGGUCGGUGGCGAGGGCUGGCAGCAUGAAGGAUUUAGCUGCUAUCUUGGACACUGCAAGUAAAGUCCUACCACUUGUAGUUGCCGUCUCUGGGAGAGUUGGUUCAGACACACCACUUAUAUGCCAACAAAGCGGCAUGAGAGGUGUGAUCGUUGAGGAAACGGCAGAACAACACUUCUUGAAGCACAACGAUGCUGGAUCCUGGAUUCAAGAUUCUGCAGUUAUGCUUUCUGUUAGCAAAGAGGUUCCAUGGUAUCUGGAUGAUGGAACUGGACGUGUAUAUAUGGUUGGUGCUCGUUCUGCAGCUGGUUUAAUUUUAACUGUUGCCAGUGAGGUUUUUGAGGAGUCAGGGAGGACACUUGUACGUGGAACUCUAGAUUAUUUACAAGGGUUGAAGAUGCUGGGAGUAAAACGAACUGAAAGGGUUCUUCCAACUGGAAUCUCAUUGACAGUUGUUGGUGAGGCUAUUAAAGAUGAUGUUGGAACUAUUAGAAUUCAGCGACCGCAUAAAGGACCCUUCUAUGUAUCACCAAAAAGCAUCGAUCAACUUAUUAUGAAUCUUGGAAAAUGGGCCAAGUUAUACCGCCUUGCUUCAAUGGGCUUUGCAACAUUUGGUGCCUUCCUUCUUGCAAAGCGUGCAAUACAACAUUUUCUAGAAAGAAAGCGCCGGCAUGAACUGCAAAAAAGGGUUCUUAAUGCAGCAGCACAAAGGCAAGCUAGAGAAGCUGAAGGGAGCAUUGGUUCAUCGGACACAGAGCCUAACAGUAAAAAAGACCAAUUAGUGUUGGACAUAUGUGUCAUAUGCCUUGAGCAAGAGUACAAUGCUGUUUUUGUGCCGGUCUAAAAGGGUUAAAAAACUGGAUAAGCAUUGUUUUGCAUCAUACUUCACCAAGAAGCCCGAGGAAAUAGUCGAACUGCAGAUAUGUGAAAUUCGUUCAUAAUUUGUCCUUGCUAUCACUGUUGUCACCCCUGAAAGUUUCUGUUUGGACUUUAAAAGUGAUUAAUCCAAUGUUACACAGGUGCGGUCACAUGUGUUGCUGUAUGGCAUGCUCUUCACAUUUGACAAACUGCCCGCUUUGCCGGAGAAGAAUUGACCAAGCUGUCAGAACAUUCCGCCAUUGACGGUGAUACCACGUGCACUGCUUUUGAAACCAGUUGGCUAUUGGAAGUGCUGGCUCCUGUCAACCAACGAUAUGAACUGCAAAACUGGGUCGUAGCAGCUUCUUCAUGGAGUUUGCUUUUCGAACAGAACAGCGAGUGAUGCAAGUUGCAAGCUCAUGAUUGGCAGUUAAGAAAGAUACCCUACUGAGAUAGUGCCAAUGGGUGCUCUUGCAUGUAAUGUACUACUACUACAACUGUGUACAGGACACUUGUGUAAAUGCACAUAGGUUAGCAGCUUGCUUCUUGACUAACACCUAAUGGGCAUUUAUGUUGUGCUAACCGAAUGACAAAAUUAGCUCGUUUAGUUGUGAUAAUCGUUUUUUCUAGUGAGUGGGGAAUGAUACGGAUAUCUCCGUUCUUUUGUGCUCACAGGAUCAUAAGAAACAGAAAAGAUUUGUAACAUGUUCUAUAUUUUACUGCUCAUUUUGUAACCUGAAUGUGAGGACAACAUGUUGGCGCAUUAGUUC
Messenger RNA from Zea mays, 1906 nucleotides. Its product is annotated as E3 ubiquitin-protein ligase SP1. The record is from RefSeq and is a predicted model, not a curated record. Gene Ontology annotation, biological process: protein ubiquitination; organelle organization. The coding region runs from base 187 to 1122 and encodes 311 amino acids. Lineage: Eukaryota; Viridiplantae; Streptophyta; Magnoliopsida; Poales; Poaceae. Gene Ontology annotation, molecular function: ubiquitin-protein transferase activity. The transcript has 11 exons.